Messenger RNA from Oncorhynchus gorbuscha (pink salmon), 2594 nucleotides. Its product is annotated as slit homolog 2 protein-like. The record is from RefSeq and is a predicted model, not a curated record. Gene Ontology annotation, biological process: negative chemotaxis; negative regulation of cell growth; retinal ganglion cell axon guidance. Gene Ontology annotation, molecular function: Roundabout binding; heparin binding; calcium ion binding. NCBI's taxonomy places the organism in Eukaryota, Metazoa, Chordata, Actinopteri, Salmoniformes, Salmonidae.
AUGGAGGGGUCAAGUAUCCUCCUCAGGGGUCAACCUCGGCAGAACAGGGGUCUGGGGUUCGAUGUCGAAUAUGAUCUCAGUGAGAACCAGAUUCAAGGGGUUCCCAGGAAAGCCUUCAGGGGAGCCGUAGAAAUAAAGAACCUCCAGCUGGAUUAUAACCAGAUCAGCUGUAUAGAGGACGGAGCGUUCAGAGCUCUACGAGACCUGGAAGUACUAACUCUGAACAACAACAAUAUAAGUCGUCUGUCGGUGGCAAGUUUCAACCACAUGCCCAAACUGAGAACCUUUCGUCUCCACUCCAACAACCUGUUCUGCGACUGUCACGUGGCCUGGUUGUCAGAGUGGUUGAGGCAGCGUCCCCGUCUGGGUCUCUACACACAGUGCAUGUCCCCUCCUUCCAUGAGGGGACACAACGUGGCUGAGGUCCAGAAGAAAGAGUUCGUAUGCACAGGCCACCAGUCCUCCCCCUCCUGCAGUGUUCUCCAGUGUCCGGACUCCUGUACCUGCAGUAACAACAUAGUGGACUGUAGAGGAAAGAGCCUUACUGAGAUACCUGACAACCUGCCUGAGACCAUCACAGAGAUUCGGUUGGAGCAGAACUCUAUCAAGGCCAUUCCUGCUGGAGCCUUCUCUCCUUACAAGAAGCUACGCAGAAUAGAUCUCAGUAAUAACCAGAUAUCAGAACUGGCACCAGAUGCUUUCCAAGGCCUGAGAUCUCUCAACUCUCUGGUGCUCUACGGGAAUAAGAUCACGGAAAUCUCCAAAGGAUUGUUGGAGGGACUGUUUUCUCUUCAGCUACUGCUGUUGAAUGCUAAUAAGUUAGCGUGUCUGCGUGUCGAUGCGUUCCAAGACCUCCACAACCUCAACUUGCUCUCUCUAUACGACAACAAACUACAGACCAUCGCUAAGGGAACCUUUGCUUCACUACGAGCCAUACAGACCCUCCACCUGGCCCAGAACCCGUUUAUCUGUGACUGUCAUCUGAAGUGGCUGGCAGACUACCUCCAAGACAACCCGAUUGAGACCAGCGGAGCUCGCUGCACCUCCCCCCGUCGCCUCGCCAACAAACGCAUCGGACAGAUCAAGAGCAAGAAGUUCCGAUGUUCAGCUAGAGAACAGUAUGUCUUCCCAGGUACGGAGGACUACCGCAGUAAGCUGGGAGGAGACUGUUUUGCCGACCUGGCCUGUCCUGAAAAGUGUCGAUGCGAAGGGACCACGGUUGACUGUUCCAACCAGAAGCUGACCAAGAUACCUGAGCACAUCCCUCAGUACACACAGGAUCUUCGUCUGAACAACAAUGAGUUUUCAGUGCUGGAGGCGACCGGAUUCUUUAAGAGGCUGCCUCAGCUCAAGAAGAUUAACCUCAGUAACAACCGUAUCAGUGACAUAGAGGAGGGGACAUUUGAAGGAGCGACAGGAGUCAAUGAGUUGAUUCUGACUUCUAACAGACUGGAGAACAUCCAGCAGGGCAUGUUACAGGGUCUCAACGGACUACGCACACUUAUGUUGAGGAGUAACCGUAUUAGGUGUGUCAGUAACAGCAGCUUUGUGGGUCUGAGUUCUGUCAGACUGCUGUCACUCUACGACAACUUGAUCACCUCUAUGACCCCGGGAGCCUUCGACACACUACACGCGCUGUCCACACUGAACCUGCUGGCCAAUCCCUUCUCCUGUAACUGCCACCUGGCAUGGCUUGGUGAUUGGCUGAGGAGGAAGCGUAUCGUCACGGGCAACCCCCGCUGUCAGAACCCUUACUUCCUGAAAGAGAUCCCUAUACAGGAUGUAGCCGCACAGGACUUCACCUGCGACGACUGUAAUGAUGAGAACAGUUGUAGUCCAGUGUUGAGGUGUCCUGCAGAAUGCAGCUGUCUGGAUACAGUGGUCCGCUGUAGUAACAAGGGCCUCAGCACCCUGCCUAAAGGACUGCCCAAGGACACUACAGAACUGUAUCUGGAUGGUAACCAGCUCACACAAGUCCCAGUGGAACUCUCAAAUUACAAGCACUUAACACUCAUUGACCUGAGUAACAACCAGAUCAGCACGUUGUCCAACUACAGCCUGAGUAACAUGACAGAACUACUGACACUAAUCCUAAGCUACAACCGUUUGAGGUGCGUACCAGUCAGGGCCUUCGAUGGACUCAAGUCUCUACGGUUACUCUCUCUCCAUGGAAACGACAUAUCUGUGAUACCGGAGGGAGCUUUCAAAGACCUGGCCUCGCUCUCUCACCUGGCUCUGGGGGCCAACCCCCUAUACUGUGACUGUAGGAUGCAGUGGCUGUCUGACUGGGUGCAGAGUGGGUACAGGGAACCGGGUAUCGCCCGCUGUGCCGGUCCAGGAGACAUGACAGACAAACUACUGCUGACCACACCGUCCAAGAAGUUCACCUGCACAGGUCCUCUAGAUGUGGGUAUCCAGGCGAAGUGUGAUCCGUGUCUCUCCAACCCCUGUCACAACGACGGUACCUGCUCCAACCACCCCGUCACCUUCUAUCGCUGUAGCUGCCCCUACGGAUUCAAGGGUCAGGACUGUGAGGAACCUCUCCAUGCCUGUAUCGGUAACCCCUGUCAGAACGCUGGUACCUGCCAUCUGAA